CCUCAGCACCUCACUCCCGCUCAAACUGCAGUCAUGGCAGGCGCACAGUCGGACGACGUCGUGUGGGCCGUCAUCGGCGCCGGCGAGGGCUCGUUCUGCUCGUACAAGAUCAAGGCGCCCUCCACCAAGACGCACAUGACCUUCUGCCGGCAACCGAUGAACCUCAGCGGCCAGUGCAACCGGCAAAGCUGCCCGCUUGCCAACGCCAAGUACGCGACGGUCCGUGAGAUCGACGGCGCCAUCUUCCUCUUCGUCAAGACGGCCGAGCGCGCCCACUCGCCUGCGCGCCAGUGGGAGAAGAUCAAGCUCUCGAACAAUUACGAAAAGGCGCUCGCGCAGAUCGACCAGGAGCUGCCGUACUGGAGCAACUUCAUCACGCACAAGGCCAAGCAGCGCCUGACGAAGAUCACGCAGUACCUCAUCAAGAUGCGGCGCAUCAAGCUCAAGGAGGAGGAGCAGCCCAAGCUCGUAGGCAUCAAGAAGAAGACGGAGCGCCGCGAGGCGACGCGCGAGGCCAAGGCGCUGCGCGCCGCCAAGCUGGAGAAGUCCAUCGAGGCCGAGCUGCUGGCGCGGCUCAAGAGCGGCGCGUACGGCGACGCGCCGCUCAACGUCAACGAGGACGUGUGGAACGCGAUCCUGGAGGGCAAGGCGCAGGCCGAGGGCAUCGAGCUGGAGGACGAGGAGAGCGACGAGGAGGACGAGGAGGACCUGCUGGAGGAGGAGUUCGAGGACGAGGAGGGCGUGGGCGACCGCGAGUUCGUCAGCGACGACGAGAGCGAGAGUGACCUCGAGGGCGACUUCUCGGACGACGAGUCAUUAGGCCUGGCCUCCGACUCGGACGCUGAGUCGGGCGAGUCCGACGAGGAGGAGGGCAGCGAGGCUGGCGACGACGGCGACGAGGCCGGGCGGAAGCGCAAGGCGGCGCCGCCCGCGGGCCCGUCCAAGCGGGGCAAGACAGACAAGGCAAAGCCAAAGAAGGGCAAGAAGGGCGGCGCGCGGCUCGAGGUCGAGUACGAGGAGGAGACGGCACCGCUCACACGGGAGCAGCUGGCCAGCUGGUGAGGGGGUAUGGAGUCGGCGCGAAUGCAUCACGUCACGCAGAAACA
Messenger RNA from Tilletiopsis washingtonensis, 1106 nucleotides. Its product is annotated as Mak16 protein. The record is from RefSeq and is a predicted model, not a curated record. Bases 34 to 1062 code for a protein of 342 amino acids. Gene Ontology annotation, cellular component: nucleolus; preribosome, large subunit precursor. Lineage: Eukaryota; Fungi; Basidiomycota; Exobasidiomycetes; Entylomatales. Gene Ontology annotation, biological process: maturation of LSU-rRNA; maturation of 5.8S rRNA. The transcript is spliced from 6 exons.